AUGACAGCCACCUCUGCAGUGGAAACACCAAAAAUGAAGAAGAGUGCCUCCAAGGAAGAGAAGCAGCAGUCUAAGCAAGAGAAUACGGAGCAAGGCAAUCCUGAUUCUGAAGAGUGGCUGGGCUGUGAGAGUGAUCCUGAACAAAUGAGCCUUAAAAACAGCACCAAUGACAAUAGCUGCCAACUGGGAGAUGUUCAAUUGAAUAAAAAGGAGAUCCUUUGUAAGCCACACCGCCAGCUAUGUAGAUCACCCUGCCUAGAUCAUCCAAGCUUCUCCCAGAGCAGCAUUCUACAUGAUGGGAAGCUUGACUUGGAAAAAGAAUACCAAACCAAGAUGGAUUUUGCUUUAAAGUUGGGUUAUGCAGAGGAACAGAUUCAAUCAGUGCUGAACAAGCUGGGUCCAGAAUCGCUUAUUAAUGAUGUAUUGGCAGAGCUUGUCAGACUUGGGAACAAAGGUGAUUUGGAAGGGCAAGUCAACUUGAAUCUGUUAGGGCCUCGAGGGCCCAGCUCCAGAGAGAUCACAAGCCCUGAGCUGUCUCUUGAAGAUGAAAUAGACAACAGUGACAAUUUGAGGCCAAUUGUCAUAGAUGGAAGUAAUGUGGCAAUGAGCCAUGGGAAUAAAGAAGAGUUCUCCUGCAGAGGAAUACAACUUGCUGUGGAUUGGUUCCUAGAAAAAGGCCAUAAAGAUAUUACUGUAUUUGUGCCUGCAUGGAGAAAGGAGCAAUCCCGCCCUGAUGCACCAAUUACAGAUCAAGAUAUCCUACGUAAACUGGAAAAGGAGAAGAUUCUUGUCUUCACACCAUCCCGAAGGGUCCAGGGCAGAAGAGUUGUUUGCUAUGAUGACCGGUUCAUAGUCAAACUGGCUUUUGAUUCUGAUGGCAUCAUUGUAUCCAAUGAUAACUACCGAGACCUUCAAGUCGAAAAGCCAGAAUGGAAGAAGUUUAUAGAGGAGCGCUUGCUGAUGUAUUCUUUUGUGAAUGACAAGUUUAUGCCUCCAGAUGAUCCUUUAGGACGUCAUGGCCCAAGCCUUGAAAACUUCUUAAGAAAGAGACCCGUUGUUCCUGAACACAAGAAGCAACCAUGCCCUUAUGGCAAAAAAUGCACCUACGGCCACAAGUGCAAAUACUACCAUCCGGAGCGGGCCAACCAACCGCAGCGUUCGGUGGCUGAUGAGCUCCGCAUCAGUGCCAAACUGUCCACAAUAAAAACCAUGAGUGAAGGCACCCUGGCCAAGUGUGGCACAGGGCUGUCUAGUGCCAAAGGUGAUAUAACCUCAGAAGUCAAACGCGUGACCCCCAAGCGUCAAUCGGAUCCCAGCAUCCGGUCCGUGGCUGUGGAGCCUGAGGAAUGGCUGUCCAUUGCCCGUAAGCCUGAGGCCAGCUCUGUCCCCUCACUUGUGACUGCUUUAAGUGUCCCCACAAUCCCACCCCCCAAAAGCCAUGCAGUGGGUGCCCUCAACACCCGUUCAGCCAGCAGCCCAGUACCAGGAUCCUCUCAUUUCUCCCACCAGAAGUCCUCUUUGGAGCACAUGACCAGCAUGCAGUACCCACCCAUCCUGGUUACCAAUAGCCACGGGACCCCUAUUAGCUAUGCUGAGCAAUACCCAAAGUUUGAGCCCUUAGGGGACCACAGCUACUAUUCAGUGUUAGGCGACUUCUCCAAACUGAACAUCAACAGCAUGCAUAAUCGAGAGUACUACAUGGCUGAAGCAGACCGGGGGUUGUAUGCCCGGAAUCCCAACCUCUGUCCUGACAAUCGUAUGAGCCAUACCAGGAACGACAACUAUUCCUCUUACAACAACCUGUACUUGGCUGUAGCUGAUACUCAUCCUGAAGGCAGUUUGAAGCUGCAUCGCUCAGCAUCUCAGAACCAUCUUCAGCCUUUUCCUCAUGGUUACCAUGAAGCCUUAACGCGAGUGCAGAGCUAUGGCCCAGAAGACUCUAAGCAAGCCCCCCACAAGCAAUCAGUCUCCCACUUAGUUCUGCAUGCCCAGCACCCAACAACUGGAGCACGCUCCAGCUGUCCUGGAGACUAUCCCAUGCCUCCCAAUAUCCAUCCUGGGGCAACCCCCCAGCCAGGACGUGCCCUGGUGAUGACUCGGAUGGACAGCAUUUCUGAUUCUCGCCUAUAUGAGAACAAUCCCAUGAGGCAAAGACGUCCUCCUCUGUGUCGGGAACAGCAUGCCAGCUGGGACCCACUGCCCUGUGCAACUGACUCCUAUGGCUACCACUCCUAUCCCUUGAGUAACAGCCUCAUGCAACCAUGCUAUGAGCCAGUCAUGGUACGGAGUGUGCCUGAAAAGAUGGAGCAGCUUUGGAUGAAUCCUUGGAUUGGAAUGUGCAAUGAUUCCAGGGAGCAAAUGAUCCCAGAGCACCAGUAUCAGACCUACAAGAACCUCUGCAAUAUUUUCCCUUCAAACAUUGUUCUUUCAGUGAUGGAGAAGAAUCCCCACACAGCAGAUGCCCAGCAACUAGCAGCCUUGAUUGUUUCUAAGCUUAGGGCUGCACGUUGA
This is a messenger RNA of Budorcas taxicolor (takin), 2511 nucleotides long. It is a transcript of the gene ZC3H12B, whose product is annotated as zinc finger CCCH-type containing 12B. Gene Ontology annotation, molecular function: mRNA binding; metal ion binding; RNA endonuclease activity. Gene Ontology annotation, cellular component: nucleus; cytoplasmic ribonucleoprotein granule. Lineage: Eukaryota; Metazoa; Chordata; Mammalia; Artiodactyla; Bovidae. The record is from RefSeq and is a predicted model, not a curated record. The transcript is spliced from 5 exons. The coding region runs from base 1 to 2511 and encodes 836 amino acids.